UAACCGCAUGCCUUCACCACCUCACUGCACUUGAUCUAACUUUACCAAACAGGAUCCGGAAUCAUUUAACACCUAGAGAAGAAGAGUCAUUGAUGCGUCGGGACUCAUUUUUGGAGCUUACUUUUACAGAGUGACAGUGAAUGCGUCUGGGUUUUCUGCGACAACUGCUGCUGUCAACAGGUGUUUGGGCACGCGCCACACAGAAAUCCAAUAUGGCAAACGCAGUAGGAGCAGCAGCCUCAGCUCUUGGGGCCGUCGUUGCAGCCAGUGAAGCCAUCGCUGCUGCUGCUCCUACCCAUCGCCAGUGCAAUGUCGAGAUCACUAAUGCCUGUAAAAAGUACAGCCUCUGUAAUCCCAGGAUGCACCUUUACAGCGGACAGUGUGUGAUACCUCAGUCCCCCUUCGUUGACUCUGGAACAUCUGAUGUUGCUGUGUUUGUCAAAACCCCUCACACAGCAUGUGGAUCUGUUGGCGUCAUCACGUAUGAUCUCCAGAACAACAAAACAAAGAAGAGCACUGGGAAAAUGGCCAUUAUGUUCUCUGUGCCUUAUGACUUUAAUAUUUACUCCAAUGUGUAUGCAGUGGGAAUCUUUGACAAACGCAAAGAGUGUAAUAAGGCACUUUAUGAUGAGAUGAUGGAUGGAUCACCUGCAACAUUUGCCAGAAAGGAAGCAAGAGAGCCAGGAAGUCUCAUUUAUAAAGGUGGUACUUUUACCAUCAUGGCUACAAUGUCAGACGCCUACCAACCUGUCAUAAAGCUGCGAAUUUUUGAGACAAGUUAGUGACCAAACAUAAACAAUGUUGGUUACAGAACAAAACACAUUUAUCAUAUAUAUGUUGUCUAUCAGGGCUAAUAAUGUGAUGUAAUAGAACAGUUUGUCAAAGAUUGGCACUGAUGUGGAAAACUUUAAACAUUGUUCAGAUGAUUUCAUGACACUUUUCUUUCUCUUUGUCUCUUGUUUGAUUGUAUUUUUGCAUUAAUGUCCACACUUCAUGCAUUGCUUGUGUCAUUGAAGUGUUUUUGCACCAACAAUAAAGAUAUUACAAUUGUGGC
Molecule: messenger RNA, 1054 nt
Organism: Sphaeramia orbicularis (orbiculate cardinalfish)
Lineage: Eukaryota; Metazoa; Chordata; Actinopteri; Kurtiformes; Apogonidae
Product: DELTA-alicitoxin-Pse1b-like
Exons: 4
Coding region: 141-782 (213 amino acids)
Biological process (GO): pore complex assembly; monoatomic cation transport; cytolysis in another organism
Cellular component (GO): pore complex
Molecular function (GO): channel activity
Source: RefSeq, a predicted model, not a curated record